This is a messenger RNA of Cercospora beticola, 2468 nucleotides long. RefSeq lists its product as uncharacterized. NCBI's taxonomy places the organism in Eukaryota, Fungi, Ascomycota, Dothideomycetes, Mycosphaerellales, Mycosphaerellaceae. Gene Ontology annotation, molecular function: cyclin-dependent protein serine/threonine kinase regulator activity; protein kinase binding. Gene Ontology annotation, cellular component: cyclin-dependent protein kinase holoenzyme complex; nucleus. Gene Ontology annotation, biological process: regulation of cyclin-dependent protein serine/threonine kinase activity. The record is from RefSeq and is a predicted model, not a curated record.
AUCUCCCAUACCAGCUCUGCUUCCUUCUUGCUGCCCACACACCACGCAGCCUCCGCUCCGCCCGGCUACCCAUCGCCAUCGCCAUCAGUGCAAAAGCAUACGUACUGCGGCGGCUGUCCAAUUGACUUUGAGCACAGCGCUGGAUCGCGAGCCCGACCGAUAUGGUUGAUUCAGCAUAGCAACCUAUCCAAACGUCCAAGGCCCCAGCAUGGGAUCAGUCGUCCUCGAUGCCGUGAACUCGUUCUUCGGACAUCCCCACGCGACCACACACGACCAUCCACAGCACAGCACCUACCGAGAAGCGCCUCGAACAGCGCCCACCCCAAACCCCGCACCGACAUCGAAACGGAGCCGCUCGCGAUCCCCUGGCGGCGAGGAGCGAGUCGAGCGAAUGACCGAUUCUGCGCAGAGAGCCACCAGCUCUUCUGCAGCCCCGGCGAGCUACAAUGUUCGACCAGAAGAUACAAGGGCGCCUUCGCAGGCGUCAUCGAGACAGAGCGCAGCAGAGCCACCAAGCCCACCACUAGCUGCUAACGCGGCCGUGCCUCCAGAGGCCGACCAGUCUCAAACAGGUGCACAGACGGAUAGCGCGCCCUCGACGCCAUCGGAGCGCUCGUCGAGACCACGGAAGAUCAAAGUGCGCGACCUUCAGCACAUUCAGAGCUUUGCUUGCGAGAACAUGGCAGACUUCUCCGAAGUCCGCAGCAGGAGCCGCUCGCGUUCGAGAGCGACGGAGGAUGAUAGCCCGCAAUACGAGAUUAGUGAGAUGAAGGUCGAGCACAUAAUUGAAAUGGUCGCUGGCCUCCUCACCAAAAUUACGACCACGAAUGACAGGCAGCACGAGCAUCUGCACCGAGCGCCGCCCUCGAUCAGCGAAGCUUCGCAUCUCAACCAGCAGACUACAAGUGUGUUGGCUUUUCAUGGCAAGAACGUGCCGAGCAUAACAAUCUUGAGUUACUUGUCCAGGAUCAAUAAGUACUGUCCUACCAGCUAUGAGGUAUUCUUGAGCCUAUUGGUGUACUUUGACAGAAUGACGGAGCGCGUCAACGCGGGCCCGAUGCAGUCCUUGCGAGAGGCAAACAAACAAGCUGUCGAAGCACAAGGUGGCAGAAACGAUUCGUCAGCGUCACUGAGUUCAGACUCCAUGGAAGGAGUGACGGCCACGACACCCAGUGGGACCCAGCAAGCGACCCCUCCAUACUCUGGCGGUAUGGAGAAGCCUCAAGAGCGAGGUAUUCCAGGCACACCCCACAGCAGGCCUAACCAACCGGACACGGACUCGCCAUCAAUACCUGCAGAACUGUCGGCUGCUGGGAACAUUGACCCGUAUAACCUUUCACACUUUUUUGUCGUGGACAGCUUCAACAUUCACCGGCUCGUCAUUGCUGGUGUUACUUGCGCUAGCAAAUUCUUUUCUGACAUCUUCUACACGAAUUCAAGAUACGCUAAGGUGGGCGGCCUCCCCUUGCCAGAGCUUAACCAUCUCGAGCUGCAGUUCUUGCUGCUUAAUGAUUUCCGGCUGAGUAUCCCGGUGGAGGAGAUCGAAGCCUAUGGAACCAUGCUCGUUGAGUUCUAUGCUCGAGAAGUGGUUGCGCAAAGAAAAGCUGCCGAGGCCGCUGCGGCGAGCAUGGAUGAGCGCAGUUUGAGCGAGAGUUCGACGGAGAGCACUGCUACUGUAAGGGCUGCCGGAUAGCCAAAAGGCAUCUUGUCUCCAACUUUCGCGAAAGCUCCGAGCUGGCAAGUUGCCCCUGGGGCGAAAUUGUGCCGCAAGAGACUGUGUGAAACAACGCUGUUUUCGGCUGGAGACUUUGGAUCACCAUCCGCCGCUGGAAUAUGCCACCAGUCUCCCAUGGUCCUCUCUCUGAUCAAAACCAACCAGCCCUGGCAAGCAAGUUACGAAUGAUACGACACACCUUUACACGAACGAGGGCCGAAGCACGCCCUCGAAUUCGACUUGACCGAUUUGUUGGAACUCCGCGAUAGAUGCCACAACACUAGAUGGCGAAGACAAUACCUCACGACACAUUGCUUGGAAUGUUCUUCCACUUUGCAAGUAUACCCCCAAGAAUGAAUCUUCCUCUUUUUCAGAUGCCCUCCGGUGGGAGCAUCUGUCGGCGAUGGGUGCAUAGGAGCAUUUUCUUGAUUUUUCUGUUUUGCUGGUCAUGCUGCGAGCGUUUUUCUUUCUGCUUUCUUGCGAUACACGGGUAUUAAUGGGAUGCUAUGGGGUUCGAUUCGAGCAUUUGUGGGCCAGGGCGCGUGCUGUUGUUGUGAUGAUGGUUCGAUUCGGCCUCGACGGAAGACGGCGAGAAUUGAUCGCUUGUGGUUCGACGAUGGCUGCUGCUGCAUAGAUGAGAUGAGAUGCGUUUUUGGUGUGCGAUGGCGUUUGAAGGGAGUAAUAGAGGCGUUUGAAUCAUAAUAGGCAUGGGUAGAGGAGAUGAUGGACAUGAUUGCGUACUUGAACUUCUCUU